AGGAGAGUGGAGAGAUUCCUUAUCUCAUGCACGAGUGUGGGCUGGUCACUGAGAAAACACCCCGGAGGGAGGCUGCGCAACCCUCUCUGCCGAGCACAGGCCCCCCCCACCGCCUCCUCCUCGUCCCUGAGCUUGGGCACCGUGACGACCGUCACAUGACCUGCAAACACUGGGUCUCCAGGGCUGCACUGAGGCUGGGUGCCUCUCAGAAAGGAUAGUGGGCUCUGCUGUCAGAGAUGUCUCACCAAGCCUGCCACCCGACGCCCCCCUGCCCUGGGGAGCGGCAGCAGCGCAUGUGGGAGAAGGCCUACCAGGACCACAGGAGGAAGGUCCAGGAAGCCCAGCCGCUCGUGGACACCCGGGCCCCGCUGACUCUCGGCCACCUCCACCUGAAACUCAGGAAGCUCAAGCUGGAGGAGGGGCGGCUGUCCGUCAUCGACAGGGACAACCGUCUGCUGCUGGAGAAGGUGUCCUGCAUCAUGAGGACCAGGGGGCAGGCCAGCAGCAGGAGCGCCUGCACACGCAGGAGACAGGGGGAAGAGAGGUCAGAAGCAUUAGAGUGCAGAGGGAAGACAAGAUCAUUUUGGAAAGGAUCACAGACUCGGAGCCAUCCUGUCCCACUCAGAGACGGCUGGGAUCCUGAGAGCCGGCAGAAACACCGAGGGAAGAGGAACUGAAAAUGAAAUUUAGCAAGACCACAUCUUGGACCCAAAAAGUGAAGCUGUGGGUAGGACUCAGGACCUAAAGUGGGAAAAGAAGACAGCGUGAGAAGUGGUGAUGGGAAAACACGCGGCCACCACGGUUCCCUGGUGCCAGAGCCACACUAGUCCUCAGAGACGCUGACCCCGCCACUAUCACACAAGGACAGCUGUACAUACCCAUGAGUCAGCACUCCAAAACUGAGUGUUCACACAAGGUAUUUGACCAGAUGAUGCAGCAAAACUAUUUUAUGGUCUUCUCAGGCUGAUAGCUGGAAAUAGAUUAUGCAGAGUAAUUCCGUGAGUUAAAACCUUUUGAAUUAGAUUUCUUUCUCUAGCUACUAAUACUUACUCUGUUACCAUGUUUUGUGCUGUUGUGGAUUUGCUUAUUACUCCCAGGUGUAUUUGUGUAAUUGCCUUAAAAAUCUGUGAUUGUUACUUUAACAAAUAUCUAAAUAAAUCAGAUUAAAACUCCUCAGUGUGAUGAAAUUAUAACCUGACUCCACAAUACAUGACUAAAGAUGUAAAAAGAACUAGCAGUUCUUGGUUGGAGCAGUUAAACACUGCUGAGAGGGUCCCAGACUCUGCUGACUCUCUCAGUAAAGCCCAG
Molecule: messenger RNA, 1308 nt
Organism: Vicugna pacos (alpaca)
Lineage: Eukaryota; Metazoa; Chordata; Mammalia; Artiodactyla; Camelidae
Gene: CFAP97D2
Product: CFAP97 domain containing 2
Source: RefSeq, a predicted model, not a curated record